Messenger RNA from Lactuca virosa, 841 nucleotides. The record is from the annotation of a GenBank genome assembly. NCBI's taxonomy places the organism in Eukaryota, Viridiplantae, Streptophyta, Magnoliopsida, Asterales, Asteraceae.
AAGAUACUUGAUUCAUCUCCCCCUUUAUUGCAAAAUGAAGCUAAAACAAAAAUCACACAUCAUUUUUCUCUUCUGGUAUCUCAUAUUUGUGUGUAAUCCGGUUCUUGGAGCCUCCAAAAAUGGUGAUGGGGGAUUUGGAUUGGAAGAAAAAGAAGAACACCAUGUCAAAAGAUUAGAUUUUCCACCAGGGUUUAUAUUCGGUGCUGCAAGUUCCUCUUACCAAGUUGAAGGAGGUUAUAUUGAGGAUGCAAAAUCCUUAAGCAACUGGGAUGUAUUUUGUCAUUCUGUAGGUUGUGGAGAAAACAGAGAGAAUGGAGAUGUUGCAGAUUAUCAUUAUCAUCUAUUUUUGAAAGACAUUGAGAUAAUGCAUUCCCUUAGCCUAAAAGCAUAUCGAUUUUCGAUUUCAUGGGCUAGAAUUCUUCCAAGAGGAAAGUUCGGUGAAGUUAAUAUUGCAGGGAUCAUGUUCUAUGACAAGAUCAUCAACAAUCUUAUUCUCAAAGGAAUUGAGCCGUUUGUGACGAUUAACCAUUAUGAUUUUCCUCAAGAACUUGAAGAUAGAUUUGGGUCUUGGCUAAACCGUGAAAUGCAGGAACACUUUGUUCAUUUGGCAGAUACUUGUUUCAAGUACUUUGGAGACCGAGUAAAGUAUUGGGCUACAAUUAACGAGCCAAACCUGUUCACGAACUUUGCUUAUAAGUGGGGGAUUUAUCCACCAUCUCGUUGCUCCAAGUUUUAUGGUAACUGUCAUACUGGAAACUCUGAAGUGGAGCCUCUCAUUGUUAUGCAUAACAUGCUAUUGGCCCAUGGCAAAGCGGUAGAGCUAUAUCGUCAAAAGUACAAG